Messenger RNA from Sciurus carolinensis (gray squirrel), 1463 nucleotides. RefSeq names its product RAB37, member RAS oncogene family (gene Rab37). Gene Ontology annotation, cellular component: Golgi apparatus; endosome. The transcript is spliced from 9 exons. Gene Ontology annotation, molecular function: GTPase activity; GTP binding. NCBI's taxonomy places the organism in Eukaryota, Metazoa, Chordata, Mammalia, Rodentia, Sciuridae. The record is from RefSeq and is a predicted model, not a curated record. Gene Ontology annotation, biological process: protein secretion; regulation of exocytosis. Bases 521 to 1171 code for a protein of 216 amino acids.
GCGGGCACCGCAGGAUUUCGCCUCCGCAAAGGCGGGAGGGGAGCCGAGCUGCGCUGCGUGGUGACGGGGAUGCUGGUUCACUGAGAACCAGGAACCGCGAGCUCCCGGGACCGCAGUGCCCUGGGAACGCAGCCGGGUCACUGAGCCCCAGAGCCUGUAGCCCAGGAAGGCGCGCACAGACCACCUGCCAGGCUCGAAUCCUGCGUCCCUCCCAGCAUCCUGGAGUCACAAGACAGGAGACUCGGAGCUGACGGGAUCUCAGGACUCUGGUCCCAGGCGCGCAGGGGCAGCACUGCUGUUCUGGUGCUGAAGCGCCGCGGUGGCGGAGGAGAGGGUCCGCCCGCGCUCGCGGUACCGCGCCGCAGCCGACGCGGGAGCUGUCCAGUGCUGAACACGGAUGCGGCCAGGCCCGCCGGGCUCCGACCCGAGCCUGCCGCACCCGGCGGAACCCGGACCCCGCGUCUGGGAGCGCUGACGCAGAGCGCGUGAAGAGCGGGGAGCAACGGUCCCCAAGCCGGGCAUGGACCUGCAGAGACCCGACUCCUACCAGGGGGGAGCUGGCCCUGACUUCAACGAGCACGUCCUUCACAAGACCAUCCUGGUGGGUGACAGCGGUGUGGGGAAGACAUCUCUGCUGGUCCAGUUUGACCAGGGCAAGUUCAUUCCGGGCUCCUUCUCAGCCACCGUGGGCAUCGGAUUCACAAACAAGGUGGUGACCGUGGAUGGUGUGCGGGUGAAGCUGCAGAUCUGGGACACGGCAGGGCAGGAGCGGUUCCGCAGUGUCACCCAUGCUUACUACCGAGAUGCCCAAGCUUUGCUCCUGCUGUAUGACAUCACCAACAAAUCUUCCUUCGACAACAUCAGGGCCUGGCUCACAGAGAUUCAUGAGUAUGCCCAGAGGGAUGUGGUGAUCAUGCUGCUAGGCAACAAGGCGGAUGUGAGCAGUGAAAGGGUGAUACGCUCCGAGGACGGAGAGACACUGGCCAGGGAGUACGGCGUUCCCUUCAUGGAGACCAGUGCCAAGACCGGCAUGAAUGUGGAGUUAGCCUUUCUGGCCAUUGCCAAGGAGCUGAAGUACCGUGCAGGGCAGCAGGCCGAGGAGCCCAGCUUCCAGAUCCGAGACUACGUGGAGUCCCAGAAGAAGCGCCCCAGCUGCUGCUCCUUCCUGUGAAUCCCAGCAGCUAGAGGAGGCCCCAGGAGGCCCUGGAGAUGCAGCGCUCUCCCGCUGACCGAUUUAUCCUGAGCCUCUGAGUCGAUGGGGGCCUGGGGGCCCAGUGCACAGCCCCGCCCUUAAGGCACUGGCACUCCUGUAGCUUCCCUGCAUCCUGGGGGAGGGGAAAACGCUUACAUUUUAUCUUAAUGAUACCUAAUUUCAUACUAAAGAAAAAAAAAAUGGUACCAGGAUUUCCAGAAAACCAAGAUAGGGACUGGUGGCCCUUUUGCCUUCUUGGAUUUAGGAUUAG